Molecule: messenger RNA, 5979 nt
Organism: Antechinus flavipes (yellow-footed antechinus)
Lineage: Eukaryota; Metazoa; Chordata; Mammalia; Dasyuromorphia; Dasyuridae
Product: zinc finger protein OZF-like
Exons: 2
Coding region: 2776-4131 (451 amino acids)
Biological process (GO): regulation of transcription by RNA polymerase II
Cellular component (GO): PcG protein complex; transcription regulator complex
Molecular function (GO): DNA-binding transcription factor activity, RNA polymerase II-specific; RNA polymerase II cis-regulatory region sequence-specific DNA binding
Source: RefSeq, a predicted model, not a curated record
ACUGAUUCCCUUGAUAUUCUUGAUCAUUUGUUUUUUUUUUUUUUCUGGUUCUUUAAAAUAAUUUUUUGGGUAGUUUGAUUACAUGGUGUUGAAUAAAUAGAUUACUGUAGGUAGAACUGCCGUUUUUAUUAUAUUAGCUUGGCCUAUCCAUGAGCAAGUAAUAUUUUUUCAGUCGUCUAGAUCUGACUUUGUGUGAAAAAUGCUUUGUAAUUGUGUUCCUGUAGUUUCUGAUUUUGUCUUGGUAAGUAGACUCCCAAGUACCUUAUAUUGUUUUCAGUUAUUUUAAAUAAAAUUUCUCUUUCUAUUUCUUUCAGCAGGUCUUUGUUAUUAACAUAUAGAAAUGCUGAUGAUUUAUGUGGGUUUAUUUUGUAUCCUGUAGAUUUGCUAAAGUUACUCAUUAUUUUAACUAUGAUUUUUUUGUUCAUUCUCUAGAAUUCUCUAAGUAUAUCAUCAUGUCAUCUGCAAAGUGUGAUUAUGCAUUUUAUUAAAUGUUCAUUCUUCCCCUUUCUGCUCUCUUCCCCAUUCCCUAAGUAUUAAAGUCAGUUUUUCAGAGUAAGUAAUUUUUGGUUAUAUUUCUAACUCUGUUGACUUUUGGCAUGUCAUAUUCUAAGUCCUCUUGUUCUUUAAUGAGAGAGUUGCUAAACUUCUACAAUCCUUCCUGUGGCUCCAUGGUAUUUAACUUAUUUCUUUCUGCCUGCUUGCAGAAUUUAUUUUUGCCUGGGAGUUCUGGAAUUUGACUAAUGGUUUUCAAAGCUUUCCUUUGAGGAUCUCUUUCAGAUGGUGAUUGAUGGAUUCUUUCAAUUUCAGUUUUUUCCUUUGGUUCUAGGAUAUCAAGGAAGUUUUUCUUAAUGACUUUUUGAAAGAUAAUGUCUAGAACUUUUUGUUGAUGAUGCCUUGCAAGUAAUCCAGUAAUUCUUAAAUUAGCUCUCCUGGUUCUAUUUUUCAUAUCAGUUGUUUUUCCAAUGAAAAAUUUCAUGUUUUCUUGUUUCUUUUUUAAUUCUUUUUUUUUUUUUUUUUUUUUUUUGUAUUUUUUUCCUUGCGGUCUCAUGGAAUAAAUAGCUUUCACUUGCCCAAUUCUAAUUAUUAAGGAAUUAUUUUCUUCUUUGAGUUUUUGUACUAUUUCCAUUUGUACAGUUUUGUUUUUUAAGGAAUUAUUUUCUUUUCCAUUAAUUCCCCUGGAUCUUCUCUGUUACCAUAAUAACUCUCUAUAGUUGAGUUCUUUUGUUGUUGUUGUUUGGAUCAUAUUUCUUGUCUAUUUUGUGACUUUGUGCUUUUAUACAAGAAUUGGGCUGUGCUCCUGCAUUGUGCUAAGCUUAUUGUGCUGGGGCUAAGGACCUUGCUAUUGCACUUAACUUGAUCUCAGAGUUUCUUCUCCCACUUCAGUAAAACAGACCUUUUCUGCAUAUUGAUAAAGUGUUCCUCUGCUCCAAAAUUUGUCCUGAGACUUUUUUAAUGUUUAACCUAUAAGAGAAAACAGGGUCACAUGAUAGCUAUUUCAUUACUAUUUCAUUUUCAUUAUUUUAUUUUAGAGAAUAGAAAAGUUUUAAAUCAUACAACAGCUUGAAUUCAAAGGGCAGAAAGUAGGAGCCAUGUUUACAGAUUGUGAAAUUGAUAUCAUUGGAACCACUGAAAACCAGGAAACAUUAAUUAAGCACCUCCUAUAUGGCAGGCACUAUGUUGAGGAAGGCAAAAAUAGCCUCUGCCCUCAAGGAGCUUACAAUCUGAUGGGAGAAGAAUUUUUAAAUGCCUGCCAUCUACCAGGCAUUGUAAUAUGUUUCAUUUAAAUGAAUGAAAUAAAUGCUAAUCUAUACUGUCAAGUACUUUUCCUUCAAACUUGUUAAGUCAAAGCUAAACCUGCAUAACUCAAAUAUUUUUGGUGUUUUAGGAAUCAGUGACAUUCAAGAAUGUGGCUGUGGAAUUCACUCUGGAGGAGUUGGUACAUUUGAACCCAUCUCAGAAAAAGUUGUACAAGGAAGUGAUGAUGGAGAACUAUAAGAACUUGGUCUUUUUGGGUAAAAACAGCUACUCCUUUGGAGUUUUAAUAUAUAGUAUAGAGACUUUCAAGACUUUAGCAAUUAUUUUUUGGCAUACAAAAGGAAGAUAAUCCUAAUCCUUUUGUAAUCAAGAGUCAAUACUUGUAUUACCUUUUUCCAGGGAGAAAGGUCUUUGCUUUGUAGGAAAGGUAAAUGAUUCUUGAUUUCUUUUAUUGUCCUAGACACUCUGUGUAUCUUCAAAUAUAAGAUUUCUGUUUAAUCCCAUUAGAGGUAUCAUUCAGAAAGUAUUCUCUUUCUCUAAGUAGGGAGGAUGUCAUAUGAGCUAUUUUUCCUAAAUUUUCAGUAACCCAUUCCCUCAUAAUAUAGACUGACCUUCAUUAGUCAUUUGUACCUUCAAUGAAGUCUUCCUAACAUGGCUGUUUUCUCACCUUGCCUCCCCUCUCCCUCCAAAUCUUUUAAGUUUAGAUUUUUUUAAUUUUAUGUUUUUUUUUUUUUUUUUAGUGUCAGUUCUCCUUCCCCUCCUCACAAGCUUAAAACAAACAAACAAAUCCACCAGCAUGUUGAGUAUACUCCCUAGUUAAAAAAUACAAUUUCAGAGAAAAUAGGCUAAUAGUCAGUGUCCUUGAUGAUGUAAAAAACAUUCUGCAUCCUCACUUCUCUCCUGAGUGUAGGGUGGAAUAUUAAAAUCAUUUAAGAUAGACUUACUAAAUUACCAUUUCUACCAUUUUUUCAUUUUCAUUGAACAGGAUGUACAAUUUCCAAACCAGAUGUGAUCUAUCAAAUGGAAAGCAAGGAAAUAUUUUGGAUGCCUGACACAGAUAUCCCAAGAACCAGCUGUCCAGAGACUAAAGAAUAUACUGAAGAAAAACCUUGCAAACAUAAUGAAUGUGAAAAAGCUUUUGGACAGGACACACAACUUGCUCAACAACAGAUAAUUUGUACUGGAGAGAUUCCUUAUCAAACUAAAGAAUGUGGAAAGGACUUCUAUCACACAUCACAGUUAGUUGAACAUCAAAGAAUUCCCCCUGGAGAAAAAUCUUAUGAAUGUAGUAUAUGUGGAAAGGCCUUCAGACAGAAGAUACAGCUUACUCGUCACCAGAAAACUCAUAUUGCAGAGAAGUUUUAUAAAUGUGAUGAAUGUGAAAUGACCUUCAAAGUGAAGAAACAAUUUAUUCAACAUCAGAGAAUACAUAUUGGAGAGAGACUUUAUGUAUGUAAUCAUUGUGGUGAGGCCUUUAAACUGGUGUCACAGCUUACUCAGCAUCAGAGAACACAUACUGGAGAAAAACCAUUUGUAUGUAAUGAAUGUGGGAAAGACUUCUUUUGGAAUUCAGAUUUCAUACGACAUCAGAGUAUACAUACUGGGGAGAAACCUUACAAAUGUAACAAAUGUGAGAAGGCCUUUAGACUGAAAACACAGCUAAAUCAGCAUCAGAGAAUUCAUACUGGAGAGAAACCUUUUAAGUGUGAUGAAUGUGGGAAGGCCUUUAGAAUGGGGACACAAUUUAUUCAACAUAAGAGAAUUCAUACAGGUGAAAAGCCUUAUGAAUGUAAUGAGUGUGACAAAACUUUCAGAUUGAAAGAACAGCUUAUUCUGCAUAAGAAAAUUCAUCCUGGAGAAAAACCAUUUGUCUGUGAUGAAUGUGGGAAGGGCUUCUUUUGGAAUUCAGAUUUCAUGAGACAUCAGAGUAUUCAUUCUGGAGAGAAACCUUAUGAAUGCAAUGAAUGUGGGAAGGCUUUCAAACUGAAGACACAUCUUAGUCGGCAUCAGAAAACUCAUACUGGAGAGAAGCCUUACAAAUGUGAAGAAUGUGGGAAAGGCUUCUUUUGGAAUUCGGAUUUCAUACGACAUCAGAGAAUUCAUUCUGAAGAGAAACCUUAUGAAUGCAAUGAAUGUGGGAAGGCUUUCAAACUGAAGACCCAUCUUACUCGGCAUCAGAAAAUUCAUAUUGCAGAGAAGCCUUAUGUAUGUGAUGAAUGUGGCAGUUCCUUCAGUAGCGAUCUAUUACUUAAUGCACAUAAGAAAACGCAUGAAGAGAUAUCUUAUGAUUGUGAGGAGUAUGAGCUCCUCCACUAUGACUUGGAUAACUUAUUCGAUGAUACAGAUCUAGAUUGGGAAGAAAACUUUUUAAUAUAAUGUAUUAGGGAAAGUCUUCCACCUGAACUUGAUAUUUAACAACAUCAAGGAGUUCAUGCUGCAGAGAAAUGUUAUAAAUGUGAGAAUGUCUUCAGUUGGACUACAAAACUUGACCUCAGAAAAUUUUUACAGAGAAAAACUUUAUGAAAGCAAUUAACAUGGGAACCCCAGACUGCAAUGCUAUCUGCCCUUCCUUGGCUAUGUGAGGGUGAAGCAGGAUUUCAUGACAGGACAUGCUUUGGAAGAAUGUGGGGUUCAGGGAGUGCAGUGGUGCAGAAGGGGAAGCAGUUUACGUUGGUACUGUGCAAAGAGCAGAGGCUGCUUCGAAUGAUGAUCCUGGGUAGCACAAAACCACUGAGCAAUCUAAGGACAUUUUUGUCUGGGGCUUACUUAAACAGUGGGAAAGGGAAGUUGUAAACUUGCAAACAGUGAUAAUCUCCAACAUCCUCAGCUUCCAUGAUGCUGAUUUUGAAAAUGAAUUAUCUUCCUGAAUCAUUGCCACUGAAUUUUGGGGAGACCCCAGGCUGCAGAGUGGAAGCCCUAUAGAUCAGGAACCUGAUAGACUGUUCAGGUUUCUGUUGAUAACAGUAUAAAGUUGCUAAUGUCCCGAUUGGACCUGCAGGUGAUGGUGACUGUCUUUUCAGGAGAGAUGAUUGGGGAGGGUGGAGACUAGGUCACCACAAUAUCUCCAAUGAUGGUUUCUCGAUUGAGAAAUAAAGCAUUAGUGUUAUGCAUCAUUAACCAAGUUUCACACCCCAACAAUACCCUGUUGUGUAUUCUAAUAAAGUUGAAGAGUUUAGCAUUCCACAAAUGUGUUCUAAAUGACCUAAAAUAAAAAUGUUAAUCAUUCCAUAACACUUCUUUGUAUUUACUUCUUCACCUAAGAACUAGAGCAACAGGAGGUAGAGAACCUUAUUAACUGGGGAUCCCAUCUCUAUACUGUGCCCUGCCAAAUGCUUGCCCUGCCCAGGGGUACAAGGGGUCAUACUAAUAGAUGCUUUCAGCAGCUUCCUGGGAAGUAACAUGCAAAACAAGGGCUUUUGGGUGUGGGGAGGAACAGCCUGAGUUUCCACCUGCAAAAAUGUCUUUUCCUCUGGGCUUCCUGGCAUGAAACAUUCCUCCCCAAAUGCUCUCAGUCAGACUAUUUGCAAUGUCAGUUGUGUGUCUCCUUUCCCGGGUUUCCCAAAGGAACAGAAUCAGAGUAUUCUCUAGCCUCAGUGUCAGAACGGAAGCAGCUGGAUCUGAGGUGAGUCAUGGGGCCUUCCAUCGGAUCAGAGAUAAGAAGUUGGAGGUCUGAGAAUCUGAAUCACUAAGUUCACAAGAGAGAGGUCUGAAGGAGGUGAAUGGCUAGCCAAAGUCAGAGGGUCUGAACCCAGGUCCUCUGCCUGCUGAUACAGCAUUCUUUCCUGUUCACUAAAAUGUCUCCUGGGAUAUUGAUUGUACACCUGAAUGAUACUCACUUCACAGCCCUCCCAAUCACAAAGAUGAUCAAAGACAGAAAAGGUCAGUGGAGAGAGAGGGCCAAUUUGAGGGAAAAAGGAUUUGGAAUUAUAUGUGAGGAAAGCCCUCACAAACUGCCCAGGAUGGUCAGAAAUGGUUGUGCUGUGCUUCAUGUUGUGGAGGAGAACAUCCCACCUUAGGAAGACCUUUUUAUUCCCCUGAGGACUGGACAGAAGUGACCAAAACAGGGUAAGUCUGCCCUAGUCAAGCCACGUGUGCUCCAGCUUGCUUUGGUCAAAGUCUGUCUAGAGUCCUGGAUGCCAUAUUUUAGGGAAUCUAGACAAGCUAGGAUGCAGCCAGAAGAAGGAAGUCAGCAGGGAGGCUGGAGAAAUCACAAAAGUACAAUGA